UCCCCACCACCUCCCCAAUCACCGCCGGCGAUCGCAAAAUCCGAACUUUCCGGCGACCCACAUCAUUAAAUUCCGAUCACUUUCUUCAAUGGAAACCCCAUCAAUGAAAACUGAAGAAUCAUCGAUGCAGAAAAGGGCCAAGCAAGAUCGGUAUGCCCUAUUCGAUAUAACCAACGAUUCCCCAAUCGUAGGGCUUGCAAUGGGUAGUCUGAAAACCCCGUCUUCGGGUUUAUCGAAGACGAGAGUGAGCAAUAAAGGGCGGUUCACCCGAACCCCGGGCUCGGGUGAAGCCCUCUUGAGAGGCCAGGUGAAGAGCCUUCUCCAGAAGGUCGAGGAAGAGGCGAUGAUCGCCCUCGAAAAACGGCCUUUCUUCAAUCUUGAUGCACCAACUCCUGCAAACACACCUCAAUUGUUCAAUCUUGAUGGUGAUUGUGAUUUCCUCCCACAGAUGAGGAAUGGUGCAGUUGAUGAGGAGAAGCAUGAGAGCGUGAUCAGUAGGUCUCUGUUUCUUGAUUUCAUCUGUGGUGACAUGCCAUGACUUUGAAGGCUCAUUUACAUCAUAGGUGUCUCUCUUUUGACACCAUCUUUGGGAUGAUUUGUUUCCUUUGUUUGAUUAUUCACAUAAUUUUGUGAUGGUUUGUUACUUGAAUCAGAAUCCAAUUUUAUUGAGUUAGUAAAGAAUUGUGGAAAUGGUUGGUUCUAUAUCCACAACUUUUUCUCAA
Messenger RNA from Salvia hispanica, 722 nucleotides. RefSeq lists its product as uncharacterized. Lineage: Eukaryota; Viridiplantae; Streptophyta; Magnoliopsida; Lamiales; Lamiaceae. The record is from RefSeq and is a predicted model, not a curated record.